AUGUGGUCAUCCCCAGCUGCAUCCACGGUGUGCAUCAUGUUUGGCAUCAUGUGUGAUGUCAGACACGUGCAUUCACAGUCCAUUUCAAUACAAAGGAAAUCGGACCCGGCUACUGACGAUUCCAUCAAAUUACAGGAAGACAUCCAGAAAGCUAUUGAUCAAAUCCACUCCCUGUCCUUUGGGGGCCGGAACACGCGCAUCUCCGGCGGGUCCGACGUCAACGCGGACUACGCCGCGUUCGCCAACUCGUACGCCGCCUUCCGACCGCUGAUGAGGGAAGGCUUCCUAGAUGACCUUCCCAAAACCUUGGUGUGUCUGCUCUCCGGGAGGCCGGACUGCGGCCUGGAGGCAGAGCUGACCAAGGCCGUGUCUCUGGAGCUGGGCGCGCCGCUGCUGACGCUCGUGUCCGCCCUGGGGCCCGGCGGGGGGGGGCCGUGCGCCCCGUCGGGCCCCGCCGGGAUCCUGCAGAGCUUCGUCAACGUACUGUGGAGUCUGCCUCUCUCCGGGGCCCUGCUGAGCGGCGCUGUGGAUGCAGCUGUGAUGUACGUCUCGAACCUCUUGGGAACGGUGCUCGGAGGGCCAAUGGACUACGUCAAAAUAGCGUUACAGUUUGGGAUUGGAAGCCCAUCUCUGGAUGGGCAGCAGACCUGUGAGCAAGCUCAUUAUGUGGUUGGUGGUCACUCUGUAGUGAGUCUAUGCUAUUGUCCAAUAAUCUGUCACAAUUAUUCAAUUUCUUUUUGGAUUAGGGGAAUAAACCACAAUGUGAACUGGUCCUUCUCUAACUCCAUCACCAACAUCCUCCUGGACGUCCUGCUGCCUGCAGCACAGACCGCGUGCACAUACCCGGGGUCAGAUUGCCUCAACCCCCCCAGUGUCGCCUUCCAACGCAGCGCCUCGGAGGCCAGGGACGACGGCGAAACCGCCCGCGGCGUCCUGCUCCGAUGCGACCGGCGGAACCUGGCCGCGCUCAACGACACGCUGUGUGCCGACAUCCUCGCGGGGUCAAGGGCGGGGGCGUCUCCGUCCGUGCUCACCUUAUGCCAGGCGUUGGGCUCCCUCGGCACCGAGCAGAUAGAGCAGGUGUGGAGCAACGCGUGCUUUCUCGCUCAAACGCUGGUGUCGCCGCUCCUCGGCCGCUCGUCCGCCUGCGGCGUCGGGGACGCGCGGCCUUCCACCGCCGCCGCCGCCACCCCUCCCAACGCGACUCCCUCUGGUCCUGCAUCGUACGCGGGGGUCACAAAAGCCUCUAACCUCAAGCAGCUGGCCUGUGACUACAACAGCUGGGCCCAGGGCGAGGCGGCGGACGCCGUUCUCAUCUCGCUGUGCAGCGACAACCAACGCGAGGAGUUUGCCAAGCGAGUGUGUGGCGAUGCUUCGCUCAUGAGGAAGCUGCUCCCGGAUCCGCUGAACCGCUGGCUGUACGGCUACUGUGCCAACUCCUCUGCAGACCCGGGCUACAUGGUGAGCCAGUUCUGCGUCUACGAGCAGUGGAUGGACCAGCCCUUCGUGCCGGUGGAGCCUCCUCUGCUGGAGUUCUGCAUGAGCCUGGACGGUGGCAGGUUGACCGCGCUCAUGUGUGAGCACAUCCCGUUCUUCAUGCUUGUAUUCGCCAACCCUGCCAAUGGGCAGUUCAUGCCUAACUGCACAAACAGGCCCCCGCCACCGCCGUUCCCCAACGUGGAUUUGUCAUUAUCGGAGUCUUGCCGUUACUCUGAGUGGCACGAUGUGACGCAAAUCACCUUUGACGUUUUGUCACAGUGCAUCGGCUUCGAUCAGAGUGGUUUCACCAAAGAGGUUUGCGCAAACAAAACCUUUCUGAACAGUCUGCUCCGUAAUCCGCAAAACGCUUGGCUCGAGAGUCACUGCAACUCCUCUCUUGCCUUUCUGCUUCCCGAGCCGACGGAGCCCACGGGCAUGAUGGGAUGGUGCGACUUCCAGACGUGGGGAGAGCGGCAGGUGGACGACUCGGUGGUCGGCCUCUGUUGGCAGCUCGAUCAGCUGGCUUUUCGGGAGAAUGUUUGCUGCAAGCCGUCUGUGUUCGAGAAUCUGUUACGAAACCCUCUGAACAUGUGGCUGAAAUCGGUCUGCUCGGACAUGAAGGCAAUAGAGGCAAUAUCAGUGUUACCACAGUUGUGCAGGUACUCUGAGUGGACCCGUCCCAUCAUCGUGGACAUGACUGAGCUGGCUCUCUGCACUGAGAUCGACCCGCUUAACUUCACCGCACAAGUCUGCGCCAAAGACACGGUCCUCCAGAACCUGUUGGCCAAUCAGGACAACACCUGGUUAAUAAAAUACUGCCAAAACCAUUCAAAUCCCGACCUGUUUCCAGGUGGAAAUGGGACCCCAGGAGCAGGCCUGCCUGGAUUCAACCCAGCAGAUCAGUGCCAGUACUCCAGCUGGAGCGUCGCCCUUCCAGAUGCAGCACUCCUUACUCUCUGCUGGGAGCGAGACCAGAGCAGCUUCGUCUCCUCCAUCUGCCCGAACACUGGUCUUCUCCAUUUGCUCUCCUUGGAGCCCUCAAGCGUGUGGGUCGGCAACAUGUGUACCACCUACACCAACCACAACACUACUACAACCAACAAUAGCAGUAACAACAGCAGCAGCACCACUGCAAAUCCCAAUUUUUGCCUGGCCAAAAGCCUGGUGAGUCAAUUCAACUGGAACUGCUCGGCUGACUUCACCUCGGCCUGCCAGCCCGGGGCCGGCCAGAAUAUGGCGCUGCAGGUGAUGGUGCGCUGCUGGGUGGAGGGUCUGAGGUCCAGGGUGGAGGAUCUGCUGACACCACCUGUGGCCAAAGUGUUGGAGGAGGCAGUCAGCACUGCUGUGGUGAUCCUGUUGGCCCUGGAGGAGGUCCAGAACACCUCCCUGCACGUCACCGAGAACAUACGACAGAGUGUUUUAACGUCUGUGGAUCGCUACUUUGACACCGAAAACAACUGGGACGAGAAGAGGGUGUUGCUGCAGUGCUUUGGGAGAGUCUUAACUAGCCUGAUGCAGACAUCGAGGGACGUGACCAGUGAGGAUAGGUUCAUAAAGGAGUACUUCCGUCUGCCGCUGAGCAGCCUGAGCUCUGUGCUCGGUGCAGCUCACAUCACCACCGUCAGACUGAUCCUUCAGUACUACAGCGGGAACAAGAAUACGCUGAAGUUGCCCGAUAAGUACCUGCCCACCAUGCUGUCAGUGCUGUUCCAGACCCAGCUGGUUAAAGAGGCUAGUCUCUUCCCUGAGCUGGCGCCGCUGAUGGCUGCGGCGAGCCCGGCUGACAUCGAAGCGUUGCCCUCACUGCAGGACAACACCAAUGUGAGGGAGAGCAUUAACAGACACUUGGAGGCCAUGACUUUGGACCAGAGGCGCGCCUUUGGCAUGUGGUACAGCCGAGUAUUGCCCCCCUCCCUCAUCAUCCGUGGUAAUCAGUCACUCAUCAGGGACACGGGAAACCUGAUCGCCCACCUGCCCUUCAACAACUUCCAACACCUCUCACCUGCUCAGCUGUUGGACGGGCUGGAUGUGUUGCAGAGAAACACCCUCACUUCUCUAAAGCAGGAAUUCAUAGCUCACAGCCUCAUUGGCACCUACAGGAACUUGACAGCUCAGGAUUUUACCAGACUGGGAAAUCUCACAUGCCUGGCGGACCCACAGGGCCUCCUCGUGUACAAAAGAACUAAGGCCUUCAGUGUCAUCCAGGACACCGUUAUGAACUGCACUCGAGAGGGACUCCGUCCGUCCGGCUACCUGAUUUCCAGUGUUUUGCUGAACAGCACAGAAUUUACGACCCCAUCCUUGCUCAGUCCCGGUCGACUGGCAGAGAUCAGCCACCUCCUGCCCUCGCUGGGUGUGACUUUCCUGCAGGGCGUCUCACCCUCUCAGCUGCUCGCCGCCCUGCCCGCCCUGGUCUCCGUUUCAUUCAGCCCCGUGCAGGCUUCCAUAAUUUUAGAAAAGAUAUCUUCGAUUACCCCCCUGAGCGCUCCGGGCCAGCUGCAGAGGCUCGGCUCCCUCCUUGUGGGACUGAAGACGGAGACAUUGUUGACCCUCCCCUCAGACAGGCUGCUGGCGUCCCUGCCCGCCAUGGCCCAACUCAAACCGGGGCUCAGCCCGACCCAAGUCAACGCGUUAUUUACCAAACUAUGGGGCUUCGCAGACGUGAUUGGUUGGCAGAACGACGUGGAGCCUUUCCUCUUCUGGACGCCCCUCGUCAGCGUCCUGCCCAGGAUACCGCUGCUUCUGAACAACAUCACCACUGUGUCCACAAAACGCUGGAACACACAGCAGGCUAAAGCAUUUUUCAAAGAGGUGCUUAAUACUAAACCGAAGCUAAAUGAAGCAAAUUUACUGAGUCUGGGAACAGUGGGGCAGGGCGUGAGCUGUAAAGUUUUACAGGAACUUUUUCAGGCUGAUUCCUCGCUUUCAUCAGUGAGAAGAAUCCUGUCCUUCUUCAGACAGCAGCCCGGUCCUCUCCACACCUCACUGAAAAAGUGUCUGAUUGAGAAUCUGUAUCAGUUUGAGUUCUUCUUUGAGCUGAUCAAGGACCUUGGAGCUGAGAUUGCCCUGUCCGUGCCAGUGAGCACCAUUAAGAAGUUUCCCACGGAUUUGAUGGACACCCUGAGGAGGACUAUUGUUCAGGACCCUCACCAGUUUCUCCUGCUGUCUAGAAUAAAACAGGAGCUGCUUGUAGACAAAGUGGCGCAGAGGAUGGGCAUGUACACCGGAGUGUUUACUGAGGAGGAGUUUCGAUCAAUGGGCAUUAUGGCAACGUUUGUGGUGGAUGAAGUUUUCAUGCAGCUUGACCGCAGCUUCUUCAUGAACAAUCUGGACUUCCUCCAGGAGCUCUGCUACAGCAAAAGCAAGAUGGACAUCGUGGCUGGUAUCCUGCUGGAACCUGCAGCAUUUGGCCCAAUCAAAACCUGGAACCACACAACACUCAGUCAGGUGGGCCGGUUUCUCCUCUUCCUGCCUGACAACAAGCUGCAGGAGAUCCCCCUGGCGUUGAUGACUCUGUGGCGUAUCGAGAAGCUCUUCGUGAGUCAGCAUCGAUGGGAACGUGGGGAAACUGGGAUCCACUGUUCCAAUGAGAACGAGCGUCAGAGAUCUUUCGAGAAGCGGCAGUUUGUUUUACAGUUUUUCCUGGGCUUCCUGAAAAUAAAUGUAUUGUCACCGACUCCUAUGGUUCCUACUUGUGAGAUUCUGCGUACAACAUCUCCGUCUGCGUGGACCCCCAGCAGUCUGCUCAGCAUGCCUUCAGCCGCCUUCUCCAACUGUCUGGAGCUGAUGGGUCACGACCCGUUUCUUGUGUUCUACCAGCGCAGCCAGGUGCUCCAGAAAAUCAAGCAGAUCCACGGCCCCGUCUCGUCCUUCUCCCAGUCCGUGAUCUCUCAGUUGGGGGGUUUAGCGAUAGGACUGUCCCCAGAGGAGCUGAGCAGCCUCCGAUUGGCCGAGCGGAGCAGCGUCGCUGCUCUUGGUGCAGUCACAGCAUGGAGCAACCAACAGCUGUCUGCACUGUUUGCCGCCGUGUUAAACUCCACCCAGCAGAGUCCCAGCCAGCUCGACUCCAGCACGCUGGUGGCGAUGGGACACAUCGUCUGUGGGGCAAAAACCACCGAGAUGAGUUAUUUCAAUGCUCUAGAGUUCAGUAAGGCGGUGCUCUGGCUGGGUCAGCUGAGGCUGUCCUGCUCAGAGGACCAGCUGCUGGCUCUUGUCGAACUUCUGACCCACCGGCUUGCUUUUGGACCCAUGAGUUCAUGGGGAGCUGCUGUCUUCAUUGAGAUUGGCGUUCUGGCAGCUGGUCUCCCAGACAUGGCAAUGUCCGCUCUGGUUAGUGAGCAAAUAGAAGGACUCACACCUGCGGCUGUCUCUAUGAUACCACCUGAUAAGUUUGCUGUGGUGUUUCACCAGAGACAGAUCAGCAUGUUCUCCUAUGAGCAGGCUGCUGCAGUAACUAAAGAGCAGCUCGCCGCUCUGUCAGAUAUUCAGAGGACCGCUCUGGCUAUGGUGCUGACGCCAUGGGAGGACAGGCCUGUUGACUUCAGAGGGAAGUCACUGGGGCUGGCACUGAGCCACAGUCCUCUGUGUCUCACAGUGGGACUGCUGAUGCUGCUGCUGCUGCCCUGCCCUGGCACAUGACCCCCCUCACCUCCCCUGGAUCGGGAAACACCCAAGAGGAUGCUAUUUAUACCUGCAAUACCAUACCAUACCUCUUUGAAGAAUCAUCAGGAUUUCUUUAGUGUAUUUAAUGAGAUAGUAAUUUAUUCUCUUCAUCUUACAUACACAUAUCACAUUCAGAACUGAAGUGACUAAAUGUUUAGUUAAAUUCGAAAUAUAAAACAAAAAACAAUGACAGUAUGUAAUAUAAUUAUAAAAAACAUCAAGUCAAAGCAACAUUCAUGUAAUCAUACGCUGUUUGGAAUACUUUUCUAGGUAUGGUGUCACAUGUGAGUGUGAAUGAAUGAAUAAAUAAGCUUUAUACAUAUAAAUAUAUUUAUCAAAAAAGAAAUGAAUAACUACAUGUAAAUCUUUUAAGAGAACUUAAGAGAUUUGCAUAUAGUUAUAAGUUAUAAAUACAAGUUGUGCAAAUAUACAAAGUUCUAUAUUUUUGUGAUAAUCUAUAAUAUUUUUGUUGAGUAAGACAUCUUUUGCUGUGAGUUUUGUAGUGUUGUGCACACCUUCCGGUGUGAUAGAUUUAAGUUAUUAAACUGAAUCGGCCUCUGAUUGACUCCUUUAAUUUACAAUAAGCAUGGUGUAUAAUAAACUAUCUGGACAUAGAAAAUAAAAAUACAGUGGACUGCACCCGGCGAG
Messenger RNA from Pungitius pungitius (ninespine stickleback), 6789 nucleotides. RefSeq names its product stereocilin 1 (gene strc1). Lineage: Eukaryota; Metazoa; Chordata; Actinopteri; Perciformes; Gasterosteidae. The coding region runs from base 1 to 6117 and encodes 2038 amino acids. The record is from RefSeq and is a predicted model, not a curated record. Gene Ontology annotation, biological process: cell-matrix adhesion. Gene Ontology annotation, cellular component: kinocilium; stereocilium tip; cell surface. The transcript has 29 exons.